CCCGUGUCGCGUCAGUCUUCCUGCUGUGUCAAGCAGACGGUUGCCGGUGCCAGCCGAACAAACACUACAGUCAAACAGCGGUGCUCGGGCACAGCAAACUGAGAAAAUGGCCAAGAAACGGAGAGACAGAAGAGAGGCGGACGGUCUGACUUCAGCCCAGGAGGAGCCGAAGGCAGGUCCCGACGACCCGCAGGUGCUGAAAGAAGUGCACCAUACUGAAGGGGGCUCGGCACGCAUGUCUCUCCUCAUUCUGCUGUCCAUCUUUACCUGCUCUGCCUCAGUCAUGUACCUGGUCUACAGGAACUUCCCAGAGCUUAAUGAUGAUGAAAUGGAAAAAAUCAAGAUCCCUAAAGACAUGGAUGAUGCCAAAGCUCUGGGCACUGUGCUGUCCAAAUACAAGGACACCUACUACACCCAAGUGUUGAUGGCCUACUUCACAACAUAUGUUUUCCUUCAGACAUUUGCGAUCCCUGGAUCUAUCUUCCUCAGCAUCCUGUCUGGAUAUCUCUACCCUUUCCCUCUGGCACUUUUCUUAGUCUGCUUGUGCUCUGGCCUCGGUGCCUCCUUCUGCUAUAUGCUCUCUUACCUGGUGGGGAGACCCGUGGUCUACAGAUAUCUCACAGAGAGAGCACAGAAAUGGUCUCAGCAGGUUGACAAACAUAGAGACCAUUUAAUCAAUUACAUCAUUUUCCUGAGGAUAACCCCUUUUCUUCCCAACUGGUUCAUCAACAUCACCUCACCUGUCAUCAACGUGCCUUUGGGGGUUUUCUUCCUUGGUACCUUUCUUGGAGUGGCCCCACCAUCCUUUGUGGCAAUCAACGCAGGUACAACACUAUACAAACUGACCACAGCAGGCGAGGCAGUGUCCUGGAACUCUCUGGCGGUGCUCGGGGUGCUCGCCGUGCUCUCGAUCUUGCCUGUCUGCUUCCAGAAAAAGCUGCAGCAGAAACUAGAAUAGAACAUAAAACACCUCAGCAACUCAUCUACCGGCUGAUCCCACAUCCCCUUCCCAUGGCUCAGGAACAGCACACGCAGCUGUCACUCAAGUUGCUCUGCCUCAGUCUCAUACACAGCUGCUCAUGCUGCAGGGGGUUGAAUCCUUGACCACUGGCACGGUUAACACUCCUUGUCCACAAGAUGCAUGCAGUGGUGGGUUCCCUGUGACUUAAUCUGGUUGUUUGGUUAUUAUCUGUUGUUAAUUGUGGCACAUCAUGUGAAUAGAAAAAAAUAUGCAGUUUAAAAAAUCAGGCACCGUUAGCUGUAGGAUGGUUAAAAUCAUGUCCCACAGUUAAAGGUGCUAUUUGUAGGAUUUGAAAGUGACACGAGUCUUGGAUUUGCUUUUCAAAAAUGGAAGUGCCAGUGGCUUCUUGGGAACAUCGUAUUUCUGUCUGCCAGGAAAGAGACUAUGGUUUACUGUCCACUAGUGUGAAAUUUACAUAAUUCACAGAAAACCUGAUUUGAAACUUCAUUGAUUAUUAGCAGUAUCCCUUUUGAGCUGGAUAUAUGUUAUUCUUAGAAUAUGUUUUGCUGCUGUGGUAGCAACCUGUCAGUGUGUGAAUCCUAUAAUUAGUAUGUUGAGGUUCUCUCCCUUUUAGAUAUUUGUUCUAACAGGCUUGUAUUAAGUCACGCCUUGAAACCACAAACCACAAAAGCAACAAGUGUCCCACCAGUAUGUUGAAAGUGGAUUUUAUCUCUUAAAAAAUGUUUUAAAAAAUUGAUGCUAGCCUUGGUAAAUUUAUGCAGUAGAUAAAAACAGACUUUUUUCACAGCAGUCAUUUUGACAUGAAAUAGCAGGUAAAUACAGGUGUUACUACUGACAUUAAGUAAAGUUCUGUUGCAUUAAAGUGUAGCAGAGUCUUUCCAGUGAACCAAUAUGAACAACAGAAGGACCCAGGCCCUUUUAGACCGAAAUGGACAGAACCUUACUUAAUGCCAGUAGCAACACCUGUGUUUACCUGCUAUUUCAUGUUAAAAUGGCUACUGUGAAGAAGGUCUGUUGCUGUUAUAGUGGUGGAGAAAAGUGACAUGAUUGACCGAAAUGAGUACACCUUUUUGUUGACACAAUAGUUUUACAUCAGCACUCCUAGACAGGUGCCUGGAUCCACCAUCAUGCGUCAGUAAUUUUUGUUUUCACAGGUUUAUUUACUUGUUAACUACAUACCCUUUGAAUUUUGUGUCUUCUCUUAGGAGGCAGAUAGCUUCAGACAUUUGGCACUCUAAUUGAAUUUACCAGUUUACGGGCAGGGACGACAUGAGCAUGCUAUGUUUGCAUAUAAUCACCUGGGUAAAUCAUCUCUUUGCCUCUGUAACUGCUAAAAAAAAAAAAAAACAGGCCAGGCUGAGGAGUUAAACAUUACUCAUGCAGAGAUUCAUCAAACCACAGUGGGCUGGACUCCAGACAUCUGAAUUCAAAAUGGCAUCCACAGUUAACAAGUGAAUAUACGAGGUACAGGCAACUGAAAUGGGGCAGAAUCAUUCUGUUAAGUGAACUUGACAAAUCCAAGGCUAACCUUUUAGUAGCCUCGGCGCUCUACGUUUGAUCAUGUGACUGCACUUCUGGAUUUGUGCUGAAAUGACAUGCAUCCAGCUCUGGCCUUUGCUUUUGUACGCUACGCCAGUAUGGACGUGCAGGUGGUGUCCAUGCCACGGAUGACGUGCCAGUGCCCUUGAAAAGACUGCCAAUGGACUGUGAAGUAUAAAAGCCUUGCCUUGCUUUUACUACUUUAGUUUUCUGAGUAAUUUAUGAAGAUAAUUAUUAUAUGAAUCUAACCAGGAGACAUGAUGCCUGACUUAUCUUAUUGAAUCUUGCUUUACUGAUAAAUUUUGUCCUGUCUUAAAAAAGCUUGCUGUUUUUUUUUUGUUUGUUUUUUAAAUGUAAGGUAUUUUGUUGCUGCUGCUUAAAAAAACUUUCUGGAAGGUACCAGGGAGAUUUAUGCAGUGAAUGUACACAUAGGUAACAAUUCUUACUGCUUAUUGUUUCUUCGUAGUAGAUGGCUGGGCUUUCUCUAAUCACAUAAAUUUUCACCUAUUUUUGAGCAAUCUGUUGGGUGUAUUUUCAGGUUCUCUGUUUUAGGCUGUUUGUAAAGUCAAUAUAAUGUCUUAAAACUGAACAGAUUCACUGUCCUACUGUAAAAUUGUAUUAACCUCUCAGAACUUGAUGCAAUAUGAUUACUCAAACAUCGAGUUAUUGUAAAUUUGAAGUGAGCAGUAGUGAGGGUUUUCAACCUUGCACAUUUUAUAGUUGCAAAUAAUGCUCAUUUGUAUGGGUGUUGGAUUGUUUUUAUGGUUGUUACUAAGUUAUAAAGCUCAGUUUGUGCACCUGUGAUACAACAUUUUCUGGGAAAAAUGCAUCUUUAGUCGCUAUUUCAGUGGUAAAGGGUAUCCAACAAGCUAUUACUUCUCAUCCCUAUGAAUACUUUCAAUAUAUUUUAGUUAUUAAUGUUCCAGCUUCUUACAAAAAGGACUAUAAUAUUCUAAAACUUCAGUGACAUGAAGGAGGGUAGAUGUUCAUUGGUUUCACUGUUUCCUAUUUAUUCAAAGAGCAAAAAUUGUGUUAAAACUAGUAUUAGAAUCUGAAACUCCAUUUUGCUCAAAUAAGAUACACGUUAAUGCCAAAGUGUUUUUUUUUUUCUUUUAAUCUGUCCCACCCCCACUGAGGAUGUUGCAAAUUGCUGUGAGAUAAUUCUUGUUUUAUUGUCUGUUGAUGUUUCAAAACAGUAUUAAGUUGUUCAAAGUAGUGAUGUAUUGCAGUAUGACAUGUUUACAGCUACUGUUUAUUGUAAUUUUCUGUCCUAUCUAAUCACACUUAUGUUUAUUUUUUAUAUUUAUUAAAUCAUUAAAAUAA
Myripristis murdjan (pinecone soldierfish) is the source of this 3844-nucleotide messenger RNA. It is a transcript of the gene tmem41b, whose product is annotated as transmembrane protein 41B. Gene Ontology annotation, biological process: autophagosome assembly. The coding region runs from base 107 to 958 and encodes 283 amino acids. The record is from RefSeq and is a predicted model, not a curated record. Lineage: Eukaryota; Metazoa; Chordata; Actinopteri; Holocentriformes; Holocentridae. Gene Ontology annotation, cellular component: endoplasmic reticulum membrane. The transcript is spliced from 7 exons.